CCUGAUACUUUCACUGUUAAUACUACUGCCUAUUGUCCUGAUACUUUCAUUGUUAAUACUACUGUCUAUUGUCCUGAUAUUUUCAAUGUUAAUACUACUGCCUAUUGUCCUGAUACUUUCAUUGUUAAUACCACUGCCUAUUGUCCUGAUACUUUCAUUGUUAAUACCACUGCCUAUUGUCCUGAUACUUUCAUUGUUAAUACUACUGUCUAUUGUCCUGAUAUUUUCAAUGUUAAUACCACUGCCUAUUGUCCUGAUACUUUCUUUGUUGAUACACCUGUCUAUUGUCCUGAUAUUUUCAAUGUUAAUACUACUGCUUAUUGUCCUGAUACUUUCUUUGUUGAUACUCCUGUCUGUUGUCCUGAUACUUUCAUUGUUAAUACUACUGUCUAUUGUCUUUAUACCUUCAUUGUUAAUACUACUGUCUAUUGUCUUCAUACCUUCAUUGUUAAUACUACUGUCUAUUGUUGUCUACAUAGCUUCUUUGAUAAUACUCCUGCCUACUGUCCUGAUACUUUCAUUGUUAAUACUACUGUCUAUUGUCCUGAUACUUUCAUUGUUAAUACUACUGCCUAUUGUGCUGAUACUUUCAAUGUAAAUACUACUGUCUAUUGUCCUGAUACUUUCAUUGUUAAUACUACUGUCUAUUGUUGUCUACAUAGCUUCUUUGAUAAUAUUGCAGUUUAG
This is a messenger RNA of Lottia gigantea (owl limpet), 687 nucleotides long. RefSeq lists its product as hypothetical. The record is from RefSeq and is a predicted model, not a curated record. Lineage: Eukaryota; Metazoa; Mollusca; Gastropoda; Lottiidae. The transcript has a single exon. The annotation marks the transcript as partial.